Metarhizium acridum CQMa 102 is the source of this 1419-nucleotide messenger RNA. Lineage: Eukaryota; Fungi; Ascomycota; Sordariomycetes; Hypocreales; Clavicipitaceae. The record is from RefSeq and is a predicted model, not a curated record.
AUGGAGGAUUCCGAACGGCGAACAGUCAAGAGGUCACGGUUCGACCAAACAGAACCCGAGCCAAAGAGGGCCUCGAGAUUCGAUCGCCGCUCGCGCUCUCCACCAACCCGCCGCCCCGAAGGCAGAGAUCGCAGUCCCCUCGGCCAUGAUGGUUCGUCGGACGCGAAAGGGUCACCAGUUGAUGCAGCAGCAGCAGCCGCUGCUGCCGCCGCUCGAAUCAAUGCCUCGCUCCAAGCUCGAAAGGGCAUUCAACAUGUCGACGUACCGCCAAUCCAGUCCGCCGAUGCUAAAGAUGGGCAGUCGGGACAAGCAAAGCCACAUUCUGUCAGCAAGGAAAUGUACACCUCUGAUGGCGACUACAUACAAGACAUCGAGGUCAAUGACCUGCGAAAUCGCUACUUAGUCACCAAGAGUUCUACACAGAAAAAGGCCAUGGCCACCGCUGCUAAUCCACCGCUCUACCUUCACAUUACCAGCACUACCAAAUCAGGCCUCGAGGCAGCUGUUGCCAAGAUCAACGAACUCAUCAAGCAAGAACUGCCGCAACUGGUUGAUGAACGACGAUUCCGCCGACGAGACCAGGAGCAGCCGGAACCUGAGCGUGAACGGGAGCGUGAGCAUGGAGGAAGGCGGAAAUGGCCCGAAGAGAGAAUCCCUAUCGAUCUCGAGCCGAUUCCGGGGUUCAACUUGCGAGCGCAAAUCGUUGGCCACGGCGGGUCAUAUGUGAAGCACAUCCAACAGGAAACUGGGUGCCGUGUGCAGAUCAAAGGCCGUGGGUCUGGCUACCUCGAGGGUGCUACCAAUCAAGAGAGCGACGAAGACAUGUACUUGCACGUUGCUGGCCCCGAUGCCAGCAUGGUUGAAAAAGCCAAGGAACUUUGCGAAGACCUGGUUGCCAAUGUCAAGGAGCAAUAUGAGGAGUUCAAGUCUCGACCGCCCCGUUAUAAUGACCGAGGUGGCCAGCAUGGAGGGGACCGGUACCGAGGAGGAAACGACCGUCAUCACGACCGAAGCAACCAAUCGUAUGGGGGAUAUGGUCAGGACCGAUAUGGUCAGGACCAGAAUGCCUCGACCAACAGUCCAGCUCACGGUGCCAACAGCCCGGCAACGAAUGCGGCCGACUAUGCCGCUCAAUACGCUCAGUACUACGGCGGUGCUGAUCCAUAUGCUGCGUAUGGCGGCUACGCCAACUAUGUUGCCCUGUACCAACAAUACUACGGAGCUCAAGCAACCCAAGCCCAAGCAGCCAGUGCUCCAGGUCAAGCCGUAGCUACAACAUCAGCAUCACCACCUCCCCCGCCGCCGAGCGAAGCAGCUCCUCCUCCACCGCCACCCAGUGCUGCUCCUCCUCCUCCGCCGCCAUCAGCAUCGCCGCCAGGUGGCAGCUACAGUGCUGUUCCCCCUCCACCAGGGCUAUAA